This is a messenger RNA of Branchiostoma belcheri (Belcher's lancelet), 2492 nucleotides long. RefSeq names its product malignant fibrous histiocytoma-amplified sequence 1 homolog. The record is from RefSeq and is a predicted model, not a curated record. The coding region runs from base 443 to 2395 and encodes 650 amino acids. Lineage: Eukaryota; Metazoa; Chordata; Leptocardii; Amphioxiformes; Branchiostomatidae. The transcript is spliced from 3 exons.
UGAGGUGCCUUCAGCUUUUCUGUUGUUGCCAAAUUUGCAAUCAUUGUUAUUAGGUGGCAAUAAUAUCACAAAGCUUCCAAUGGACUUGGACCUAAAGAUCUAUCUCGAUCAUUAUGUGUCAUCGACCUCAAUAACAAUGAGCUGGUCGAUUUUCCUCUGGCUAUCUGCUUUCUCCCUUCAUUGGAGAAGCUGCACAUGAAACAAAACAGAUGAGAAAAAUAGUGAAAACAUCAAACGUUGCGGUGCUCUUUCCUUUCUUGACGUGUCUGCCAACAGGCUGAAGGAGAUACCUUCUUAUGUCCUCGGCCUACCGAAGCUUGUAGAGAUUCAUGCAUCAAACAAUGAGAUAAGUUCCGUCAGCUCUCUGCAAAAGGAUGGAUUGUCACUGGUAAAAGUAGUGGGCUUGGCAAAUAACGCCUUUUCACAUUUCCCAGAGGUUCUCAUGAGGAUGCCAAAUUUGAAGGAAGUUGACUUGAGUGCCAACGAAAUCAAGCUUAUUCCAGAGUCUAUCAGAGACAUGCCUGAUGAUGUUAGGCUAAACCUGCAAGACAAUCCUAUCAUCGACCCUCCUUUGGAGGUAUGUCAGGCAGGAGUACAGGCCAUAGUUGCAUUCCAGGAAGACUUAACCACAGCCAGCAGUAUCACACAAUGUCUCAAAACUCUGUUCUUGGGGACCUAUGAAGCUGGGAAGACCAGUCUUGUUCGAGCACUUGAACUGAAUCGCUCUGAUUUGACUAGGCUAGAGGACAGAACACAUGGGAUAGAAAUAAAAGAUAUUAGACUGGAAAUGCCAAAUACCUCCGAUAUUACGUUAUCUGUGUGGGACUUUGCUGGUCAGGAAAUAUACUACAUAACUCAUCAAUUCUUCUUGAGUUCAAAGGCCCUCAUGCUUCUAGUAGUGAAUCUGGAGAAGUAUGACUCAGGCAACUUUCCCUCCACAUGCGGGAACUGGUUGGAAAAUAUGAUAGCUAAGGUGGGGAACCCGGUCGUCAUUCCUGUUAUUACCCAUAUCGACAAAUGUCCUGAGAAAGUAGCCAAUGUGUGUAACGACUUGGCCAAGAAGCUUGCAAAGCAAGAGGAAAGGCGUAUUAACGAUCUACAGCGACAGCUGGAUCGUAUCGAUGAAUCAUCACCUGAAUCAGUUGUAAUGAGAGACAGAAGGAAGAGAAUCGAGGUUCUUCUUCAAAACAGGCCCGUAAUACAUCCGAAACCUGUACCUGUCAGCUCGAGUGAAUCACUUGAAGGUAUUCAGUAUUUGACUCAAGUCAUCCUCAACUACGCUGUGAACAAAGAUUUCUUUCCUGAGGUCGGUCGAACGGUUCCAAAAGUUUGGGCAGACACGGAAGAAAGUGUCAAAAGUCUGGGUGACGAGGGAAACCCUCUAAAUUACAUGACUUGGAGUGAUUUUGCGUCGCGCUUGACAAAAAAGGUUCCCAAUCUGCAGCCAGAGUCUCGCACCAAAACUGUUGCGCAAUAUCUCCACGAUACAGGCAAGAUUCUGUGGUAUUCAGAAAUCGAGUCCUUAAGGGAGCAUGUGUUUCUCAAGCCGGCUGCGCUUGUAGACAUCUUUAGGAAAGUUAUUCGGUAUGACAUUAAGAAAGUUGUUGAUUAUGAGUCAGACGGUUGCUACAGUGAGGCCGGGAUAACACGCGCGGCCUUUGACACAAUGAAAAAUGACCUACUCAGGAAUGGAAUACUCGAUACCAAAUUGCUAAGAUGUUUGUGGUCAGAUGUUGAAGAGAAAUGUCGACAAAUGCAAGGAACCUCACCUCAAGGAACAUUCGAUGAUAUUUUUCCUGUACUGAUUGAACUGAUGAAACAGUUUGAACUUUGUUAUGACCUUAGCAACGAAGAGGAUGGCGGUCAUAGCAAACUUCUGUUGCCCUGGUGCAUAAAAGAAGACUUGGGAGACAAGGCCAUAAGGCAAUGGGAAAAGGGAGUGGGUCCUGUCAUUUCACUUCAGUACCAGUUUCCAUCUUUCAUCCCUCCUGGCCUGUUUGCCCGCCUGACUGUCAGAGCGCACACCCCAAAACAUUGCUUGCACUUCGCUAUGCACUGGAGUAGUGGUAUAUUGUGUAAACACAAAAGCAACAGUAUAGUCGUGCUUUUGAAGAAUGAGGGUACGGGAAGGCUUGUGGUUUCACUCAGUGCUAGACCAGAGAGCAAGAACGCGGACCGUGAGAGAGUAACUACAGACCUUUGGAAUACGUUGCAAGGGUUAAGUUUGGAAGUGGAGGAACUCCUGAAGCAAUGGCCAGGUGUCCGGUUUGACCGGUUCGCCGUCUGCCCUAGCUGUCACAAGCCGUCAUUUCCUGGGGUAAUGGCUACACCGGACUUGCAGAGGGUCAGAGGAACGAGAGAUCUGCUCCUCCUGCAGCGAAAGGGUCCUGCAUAAAUGUCUGGUACCACCGCCAGCGCGCGGAACAGGCCGAUCUACUCUUCCAGGGGGACCUGAUUCAUCCAGGACUGAUCUUCAACGACUAUCCGAUCGG